CGUCUUCAGUUCUCACCAAGGAUCGCUGUCCACGACACAUAUCACGCUAAUGAGUAUGAUCGUCGCGGGGACAUUGCUACAUGCAAUCGGCUCACACCACUCCUGGCUCAACGCAUCAAGGAAGAACUCAACUCCUUCAAAAUGGAUGAGAUGGCGGUGGCACAAGACAGUCGCAUC
Molecule: messenger RNA, 177 nt
Organism: Protomyces lactucae-debilis
Lineage: Eukaryota; Fungi; Ascomycota; Taphrinomycetes; Taphrinales; Protomycetaceae
Exons: 1
Biological process (GO): actin cytoskeleton organization
Molecular function (GO): actin binding
Source: RefSeq, a predicted model, not a curated record